AUGGCUAUUAUGGAAACUGCUCAAAAAAUUCGAAAGUCCAAAACUAAUAACUUUACAUCGAUUUUAGUUCAGGUCCUAAAAAAAUACAACUUGACUAUUGAAUCCAAUCCAUCUCAAUUAUGCGACUAUGCUAGCGAACUCAGUGUUAU
Messenger RNA from Entrophospora sp. SA101, 149 nucleotides. Lineage: Eukaryota; Fungi; Glomeromycota; Glomeromycetes; Entrophosporales; Entrophosporaceae. The record is from the annotation of a GenBank genome assembly.